Molecule: messenger RNA, 4750 nt
Organism: Saccostrea echinata
Lineage: Eukaryota; Metazoa; Mollusca; Bivalvia; Ostreida; Ostreidae
Product: delta-1-pyrroline-5-carboxylate dehydrogenase, mitochondrial-like
Exons: 15
Coding region: 33-1739 (568 amino acids)
Cellular component (GO): mitochondrial matrix
Molecular function (GO): L-glutamate gamma-semialdehyde dehydrogenase (NAD+) activity
Source: RefSeq, a predicted model, not a curated record
GAAGACUACAGUGUGCAGAAUUGCAGGAUAAAAUGAGGAGUAUGCGAUAUUUGCAGAAUUUUUUGCGACCCUCCCUGCGAUUUCUGCAGGUGAGGUGUGCAAGCUCUGCGAAAAACUAUGACUUCAAAACAUAUGAAGCUGCUAAUGAACCCAUGUAUGAUUACGGACCAGACUCAAAGGAAAGAAAGCAGCUGCAGGAAGUCCUAGAUAACUGGAAAAAUAAGACAGAAGAUAUUCCUAUUGUAAUAGGUGAUGAAGAGUUUAGAACAAAGGAUGUGCGGUAUCAAGUUAUGCCAUUUGAUCAUCAGAAGAAAGCAGCCAAAUUUUAUUAUGCAACCCCAGAUAUUAUCCAAAAGGCCAUUGACAAUAGUUUAAAGGCCAGAAAACAAUGGGUGAAAACUCCCGUAGAAAAGAGAGCUGAGAUCUUCAUGACUGCAGCAGAGAUGAUUAGUAAAGAGAAGAGGUUUGAUAUCAUGGCAACCACAAUGAUUGGCCAGGCCAAGAACAUAUGGCAGGCAGAGAUAGAUGCAGCAGCUGAGCUUAUUGAUUUCCUGAGGUUUAACUGUCAGUUUGCCAGAGAUAUGACUUCGUAUCAGCCAUUGAGCCCUGAAAUAAAUGUUGUCCAAAAUUGUGCUGUCUAUAGAGGUUGUGAGGGUUUCUGGGCAGCCAUCACACCCUUCAACUUUACAGCCAUAGGUGGUCAUCUUUGUUCUGCUCCUGCUUUGAUGGGUAAUGUUUGCCUGUGGAAGCCUUCUGACACUGCUAUGCUGUCAAACUACACAGUGUACAAAAUCUACAGGGAAGCAGGCCUUCCACCUGGUGUUAUUAACUUUGUACCAGCAGACGGACCCGUGUUUGGUGAUGUCAUCACAAAAUCUCCUCAUUUAGCAGGUGUCAAUUUCACUGGCAGUGUUAGAACAUUUAAAACUUUAUGGAAAUCAGUUGCCCAGAACUUAAACAGUUUCGUCUCAUACCCGAAAUUGAUCGGAGAAUGUGGAGGAAAAAAUUUCCAUUUCAUCCACAAAUCGGCAGAUGUUACAUCAGUAGUUGUUGGUUCGAUUAGGUCAGCAUUUGAAUAUGGAGGACAGAAAUGUUCAGCAUGCUCGCGGAUGUACAUUCCACAGUCCAUGUGGCCAGAGGUGAAGCAGAAAAUGCUGGACAUCCACAAACAAAUUAAACUGGGGUCAGCUUUAGACAACACAGUCUUCCUAUCAGCAGUUAUUGAUGACAAGGCAUUUAAAAGAAUCAAAUCAUACAUAGACUAUGCCAAAGACUCCCCUAACCUGACUCUUAUAGCUGGAGGAAAAUGUGAUGAUAGUCAAGGUUAUUUCGUAGAACCCACCAUUAUUGAGACAACGGACCCACAAGAUAGAAUCAUGCAGGAGGAAAUCUUUGGCCCAGUGUUGACUGUGUUUCCAUAUCCUGAUGAUGAAUACCUGAAGUAUGCACAGCUGGCUACCAAGACCUCUCCAUUUGCUCUGACUGGAGCUAUUUUUGUGAAGGACCCUAAAGUAAGGGAGGAGUUAGUGGAUACCUUCCAAGAUGUGGCAGGAAACUUUUACAUCAAUGACAAAUCAACAGGAUCUGUUGUGGGCCAGCAACCAUUCGGGGGAGAUCGAUUGUCAGGAACCAAUGACAAAGCAGGUGGCCCCUAUUAUCUGACGAGGUUCGUGUCUAUGCAGUGUGUGAAAGAAUCAAAGGUGCCCCUUACAGAAUGGGUGUUGCCCUCCAUGAAGUAAACACUAAACCAUCCUCAGAGACUCUCUAGAGUUUCAAAAGAUAUGUAGUAUAGUGUAUUAGUGAUCAGUGCAAAAUAAAACAAUUUACCCGGUAUAUAAACACAUAUCAAGAGGUGUAUAAUUCAUUACUCCUUCAAAUUCCUAUUUACAUUUAUGUUAUGAUUUUAUUGGGGUAUUAUUAUCUGCUGCAUGUGAGACAACAAGUCCAAGAUCAAUUGAUGUGCAAAGCAUGUGAAUUUGAAAUGAUCUGAAAAAUGUGACUGUACAACUAUAAAAAGAGGUAUUAGCAUAAGAAUCUCAAAAAAAAAAAAAAAAUUAAAAAAAAUUACAAACCAGUACAAAACAAACUGCUUGAUACUCGUUGUGUCAAUUUUUUAUUGACACUUUUGUUGAUAUUCUUUGUUGUUUGUUAAAACCCACAUAUAAUGUUGGGAUUUUUUUUUUUUUACCUGAUUAGUAAUUUUAAAAAUGUGUGUUUUAUGCAUUAACACAUGAGUGGCAUUUGCUCAAGAAAGAUUUAUUUUUUUAUAUUUUGGAUUUGUUUUUAGCUCACCUGAGCUGAAAGCUCAAGUGAGCUUUUCUGAUCACCCAUUGUCCGUCGUCUGUCCGUCCGUCCAUCCAUCUGUCCGUCCGUCUGUAAACUUUUCACAUUUUCAAAUUCUUCUCAAGAACCACUGGGCCAAUUUUAACCAAAUUUGGUACAAAGCAUCCUUGAGUGAAGGGGAAUUUAAAUUGUUAAAAUAAAGGGCCAAACCCCCUUACAAGGGGAGAUAAUCAAGAAAAGACAAAAAUAGGGUGGGGUCAUUAAAAAAUCUUCUUCUCAAGAACCACUGAGCCAGAAAAGCUGAAACUUAUGUGGAUGCAUUCUGGGGUAGUGUAGAUUCUAAAUUUUCAAAAUCAUGACCCCCGGGGGAAGGGCGGGGCCACAAUAGGGAAUCCAAGUUUUACAUUGAAAUAUAUAGAAAAAAAAUCUUUAAAAAUCUUCUUCUCAAGAACCACUGGGCCAGAAAUGCUGAAACUUAUGUGAAAGCAUGCUGGGGUAGUGUAAAUUCUAAAUUGUAAAAAUCAUGACCCCUGGGGGAAGGGAGGGGCCACAAUAGGGAAUCCAAGUUUUACAUUAAAAUACAUAGAAAAAAAUCUUUAAAAAUCUUCUUCUCAAGAACCAUUGGGCCAGAAAAACUGAAACUUAUGUGGAAGCAUCCUUGGGUAGUGUAGAUUCUAAAUUGUUAAAAUCAUGACCCCCGGAGGAGGGGUGGGGCCACAGUAGUAAAACCAAGUUUUACGUUGAAAUACUAAGAAAAAUCUUUAAAAAUCUUCUUCUCAAGAACCACUGGGCCAGAAAUGCUGAAACUUAUGUGGAAGCAUGCUGGGGUAGGGUAGAUUCUAAAUUGUUCAAAUCAUGACCCCUGGGGGAAGGGCAGGGCCACAAUAAGGAAUCCAAGUUUUGCAUUGAAAUAUAUAGAAAAAAUCUUUAAAAAUCUUCUUCUCAAGAACCACUGGGCCAGAAAAACUGAAACUUAUGUUGAAGCAUCCUUGGGUAGUGUAGAUUCUAAAUUGUUCAAAUCAUGACCCCUGGGGGCAGGGCGUGGCCACAAUAGGGAAUCCAAUUUUUAUAUUGAAAUAUAUAGAAAAAAAAUCUUCUUCUCAAUAACCACUUGGUCAGAAAAGCUAAGACUUUUGUAGAAGCAUCCUUGGGCAGUGUAAAUUCUUAAAACUAUUCAAAUCUUGACCCCUUGGGGUAGGGUGGGGCCACAAUAGGGAAUCCAAGUUUUACAUUGAAAUAUAUAGGAAAAAUCUUUGAAAAAUUUCUCCUCAAGAACCUCUUGGCCAGUAAAGCUGAAACUUAUAUGGAAACAUAUUGGGGUAGUGUAGAUUUUAAAUUGUUAAAAUCAUGACCCCCGUGGGUAGGGCGGGGCCACAAUAGGUAUUACAAAAAGAUCAUUUCGUGAAGAACAGCAGGGCCAAAGUUAUUCAGGUGAGCGUUGUGGCCCAUGGGCCUCUUGUUCUGUAGAAUAUUGUUGGCUUUUGAAAUAGUGCUAAAUAAGAAUUUUUGGAGGUAUAAACUAUAGAAAAAAGUAAAUUCUUAAUGUCCUCAUUCUACUUUAAAACAGGUGUGACAUUUAGCUGUAUAGUUAUUGUAAUUUAUUGGAAUUUUUCAUUACUUUCAGCUCUCAGAUACAUGAAUAUGAAUUUUCAUGUCAGAAUACAUCUUUUGAAAAUUAAGUUUAAAACUUCAUACCAUGAAAGAGUAUGUGCAUUAUACAGAAUUCUGCAAUUUACUCUUUGUAAAAUCAAAUAAUAAAAUAAAAUGCUUGAAACAUUUUCGAUAUUGAACAAAGUUUGCAUAAUACUUACUCUGUAUUUAGAUUUUGUUAGUUGAUAUUGUCAUGAACAAGUUUUCCUUUGAAUUGUUGGAAUUUUGACAUCUCUAUUGUAUGCUAAAUGAGGGUGAUAUUUAUCCCUUUCUUAUUUCUGAACUAUAUUAAUUUUGUUUAAGUGAAUGUUGACCUGCUUUUGAUGGUUGCCAGAGUUUCUCAUGGAUUAACAUUGCCUCUUUUGCUGCAUUUUGUUGUUUUGUUUUCAUGUUCAACAUCUAUAUUAGAUGAAAAUAUUGUAGAUUCGACAGUGAGAAUUAUACUGUUGCAAGUUUUAAUUUUAUAGCAAUAAAUAUUAAUUUUAGUAUUUAUGAGAUUAUGUUCCAUUUUUUGUCUUUUUUUUUUAAAUAUUUCAUGUGCUUCCAGCAUCACCUGUUGUAGAAUCACAUUUACAGGAAAUGUGUAUAUGUUGAAUAUUGUUUUUCCUUUCUAUUAGCUAAGGAAAAUUCUUGAAGGAGGAUUGUUUGGAUUGAAUUGGCAAAAAUACUACACCUUUUAGAAAGAUUAACACCAAAUUGAAUUUUAAAUGUUAAUGUGAUAAUUUUAUUAAAAUGGUAUAAUUGUAUUAAAAAAAAAUCUUGUAUAUCUUGAAAAGUUACUUUGAUGAUGUAUCAGAUAAUAAAAUGACAAAUGAAA